CGAAGCAUUUUAUACAGUAUUUACGUUGUGAAACGCGUCUUUUUUUGGAAGAUAAUCGCACAGAAUUAUGGCAAUGCCCGGUAAAAUUAGCGCUUAUCAGAGAUUAAUGUUGAGAAUUGCUUCAAUCCUGCCUGAAAAAUUCCGCGCCACGUUUUUGCAUCCUGCAGGACCAACUACUGUAUUUUUCUGGGCACCGACGUUUAAAUGGGGUCUGGUAAUAGCGGGCAUAGGAGACAUUAAUCGACCUGCGGACACGAUCUCUCUCAAUCACACUGCGAGUCUUAUGAUUACAGGCGCUAUAUGGUCUAGGUAUGAAUUUUAUCAAUUAUCAAUUUAAUUACUCUCUCUUAACUCGUCCGUAUCUGCACACUUUUAGAUAUUCGCUGGUAAUAAUACCCAAGAAUUAUAACCUGUUUAGCGUUAACUUGUUCACUUGCGGCACGGGGGCAUAUAAU
Messenger RNA from Cataglyphis hispanica, 455 nucleotides. Its product is annotated as mitochondrial pyruvate carrier 2-like. The record is from RefSeq and is a predicted model, not a curated record. Gene Ontology annotation, biological process: pyruvate import into mitochondria. Gene Ontology annotation, cellular component: mitochondrial inner membrane. The transcript has 2 exons. Bases 68 to 337 code for a protein of 89 amino acids. NCBI's taxonomy places the organism in Eukaryota, Metazoa, Arthropoda, Insecta, Hymenoptera, Formicidae.